CGGUGGGAUUUGCGGUGCGAUUUACCCGGAAGUAGUUUUUUGUCAUGCGCAUUUGUUCAAAACAAUAUCUCAUAUCUCGCCAUUUUAUAUCAAUGUGAAAUGUUUUGUAUCUGUAUGCCAUCAAAAUGACUUCAUUUGCGGAAAGUUUUUGGGGAGGAAAGAACAAUGGAUUCUAUGUACUGUAUCAUAACAUGAAACAUGGCCAAACAUCCUCGAAGGAUCUUAUGGACUUCCUCCGAGAAAGUUGCCAGGUGGAGGAGACGUACAGCAAGCUGCUCACCAAGCUGGCCAAGGUGGCUGCCAACAAUACACAAGUCGGGACGUUUGCCCCAUUCUGGGCCAUCAUGCGUACACUUGCGGACAAGUUGGCGAGCCUGCACAUGCAGCUGGUGCAUACAUGGUCAGACCUUAUGAAGGACAUCAUACGAUACAAUGACGAACAGCACAAACGACACAAAACUAUGAAGGAAGGGGAAUCUGGCACUUUGGAGGUUGUACAGUCUAUACAGAACACCACCACGGCAUUGCACAAGGCCAAGGAACUCUACCACACUCGAUGCUUAGAGUUGGAAAGAUUGAAGAGAGAAAAUUCAUCUCCUAAGGACAUUGAAAAGUCUGAAACGAGGUACAAGAAAGCAAAAGAAGACUACAAAACAUUGGUUGAUAAAUACGCAAAAACCAGAGAGGAAUUUCAAAAUAAAAUGGUGGAAUCAUGCACACAUUUCCAAGAGUUAGAAGAAGAGCACAUAUGCCAAAUGAAGGAUUUUAUAGACACCUAUGCACGAGCAAUGCAAAAUGAGCAUGUCUUGUUUGGUCAGGCACAAGAAGAAUUCAGGAACAGCUGUGAUUCCCUAAGUGUUCAAAAACUGUUGACGACAUUUAUAGAGGCAAAAUCAACGGGAAAAGAAAAACCAGCCAUGUACAAAGGUGUACCUGUGGUAGACCCAGGACCCCUAGAAUUCGUAGAGCCUGAUUUGUCUAGUCUGCCAUCGCAGCGUCCCAUGUCGCCAGAGGUCCAGAUUGACAAGCGGGACAGCAUUAGCGAGAAGAGCAGAGCUGAAUCGGCUAUUUUUACGGACUCGAGCGGUAGUGCAAGUCCUAUACCGACCGACCAGCCAGGGCCACUAAGUCGUAGCGUGAAACUGCGGGUGUCUAGAACAUGGUUUUUAAAGAAGAGAAGGAAGAAAGCAAAGAAAAAUAAAGAAGACAAGGAUUCAGAAUCAAUUGACACUCAGGAGAGUGGGGACAGCAAGAACGCCCCCGAGGUAGAUGAGGAGGGCUACACCAUUCGACCACCCAGUCCUGACUUGAAUCCAGAAAACGGGGACAGCAAAAGUUGGUAUGAUUCAUCAGACUCCGAUUCUGACAAUGAACCAGAAACUAAAAUAAAAGUGCACAUAAAACCCAUUAGUCCAACUGGUACUCAGGCUGCCACAGGAAAUGUCGAUGAUAUUCGUAUAUCUAUGGGCAUGCUUAGACUGUCGCCAACAUUAGCGAAAAAGGGUCGAUCCACACCUGUAGAGAAAAAGGUGAUGAAGAGGUCCCAGUCUGAGUCAGACACGUUAGAUGGAGUGUCAUCAAAGUCGAGCACAAGCCACCUGUUGAAUCUGGACAACUUGUUCACUUCAAGUGCGUCGACCCCCACAGGCCAUUUACCUUCACCCUUGUCCCCGUUUAACGAUGGUCCCUCCAGCAACUUCUUUGAAAAAAGUGCUACAAACCCUUCACCGCAGUCAAUAGCCAACACCAGCGACCAUCUCAGUCAGUCAGGCAGCAGUGAUAUGGGAGGCAGCUCCUCAAGUCAGCCUGUAGAGAAUGGAGUUGUCCCCCCUACUAUACCACAGAGACCCCCGUCCAGGGGUGUCAUACCUCAGGUUCCCGCACGACCCUCCUCUGGAUGCCCGAGCCCCUUUAGUCUGAACCGCAUCGACUCAAGCGCUAACGUACAGUGGAACACUACCUCCAUGCCGAUUGGUUCAUCCCGUGGCCCAAGUCCCCUAACAAUAGGCAUGGCAGACACUGUUCCCUUGGCGGUCGCAUUUACGGAAACCAUUAACGCUUAUUUUAAAGGAACUGAUGCUACCAAAUGUUCGGUGAAAAUGAGCGGCAAUUUGAUGAUGUCCUUCCCGGCCGGGGUUGUCCGAGUGUUCAUGGACAACCCCAACCCCGCCCCACUUAGCUUUAAACUAAAAAACUCUAGCCGACUAGACCAGAUAUUGUUGAAUAAACAAUUGGUGACGCAAGACACUGGUCAGUCUAUUGAAGGCAGUGAUGUCUACACUUUCGAUAUGCCCGCCCUGAGUGACCAUCUGCGAAGCCAAGGGGAGACAAAUAAGAGUGCUUCAUAUUUCAACAUUGAUAUACUCAAAUACCAGAUCAAGACUCAGCCAGGCGUUGAAAGCACUCCGCUGCCCGUGGUGGUGUACUGGAAGUGCGAGGAGAAGGUAACGGACUACCGACUCGACUACCGGUUUAACGCCCCCGCAAUGACCUCCGGGGCAACCCUGAAGAACAUUUCAGCGACUGUGAUAGUGGACGGCGGAGUGAGCAGUAUGCAGAGCCUUCCGGAGGGUGUCUGGAACAAUGAGACGAAGCGAGCCACUUGGAAGUUGAACGACAUAUCGGAAGUGAGUGAAAAUAGUUCCCAGGGCUCUAUACGUGCCAAAUUUGCAUUAGAAAAUGGCAAGUCGACCCCAUCUACGACUGCCUUGCAGUUUCUUGCCGAGGGGUCCACGCUAUCGGGUAUAGACUUUGAACUGGUUGGUCCAGGCUACAGGAUCUCCUUGUCAAAGAAGAGAUGUGGUGCCGGGAAAUACCUUGCCGAUCCUGACCAGGCCACCAAACAUGUGUGAUAUGACUGUGAACGGCCAUCUGAAGAAUUGAAAUCAUUCCAGGACCACACUGCAGAUCUCACCAAUCAGAUUCCAUGUUUCAUUUUCUUCUAACCGAUCAGAGUUGUCGAUGCAAAAGCAGAAUUUUAAACUGGUCAAUUUCAUGUUUCAUUUUCUUCUAGCCAAUUAGACUUGUCGAUGCAAAAGCAGAAUUUUAAACUGGUCAAUUUAUGAUAAUUGAUACCAAAUCAAUUUGUAUUCCUCCGAAGGAGGGCAUAUAGUGAUUGCACUGUCUGUCUUUCCGUCACACUUUUGCGUUUAGGUUUCGAAAAAUGCUCAUAACUUCUAUACCGCUUCAGAUGUAACCUUCAUAUUUGGUAUGCAUGUGUAUAUGGACAAGGCCUUUCCAUACACACAAAAAUUUUGACCUCUUUGACCUUGAACUUAGGGUCCUCGUUAAGGUUUCGAAAUUUGCGUUUAGGUUUUGAAAAAAGCGUUUUUCGGGUCCAUAUGUCUUCCAAUGGAGACAGCUCUUGUUUGACUAGAAAAUAAGAAUUGUUGAUACAAAAGUUAGUUUUUCUACUUACCAAUACAGCACUGUGUACAAAUAAAAAAAAUGCUUAUUAAUGUUUACCCACAAAAAAGAUUUGCAUGAAACAUAUUUUGUUCAUUGGAGGUUUUUUGCAAACCAAAUUUAAAAGUUUAUGCCGCAUUACAUGUUUAUAGGCAUUUGUGUAGUAUAAAUCUUAAGAGUAAAAGUGUACAUGAAAUUCCUGUAUGAACACAAAGUAGAUUAGUCACUGGAAAAGGUAAAAACAUUGUUGGUGUAAAUAUAGCAAGGUAGUAAAUUAAGCAUUUGUACUUGUGAUUCAUCAAUGCUAAAUAACUUCAAAUAAAGUUUUUUCUUGAAAAUUCUUGCUUUGUAGGUUUUAUUUGGAAGGCAUUUACAGUCAUUAAAGAUUUGCAUGAACUUUAUUGUUUUAUUUUGGGAUGAAUUACCGAGUGACCAUUUUGGUGAUGGAAGGCAAAAAUUGCCUGACAUUUGCAGACCUAUAUAUAUUGGACAUACCUUAAAUUAUGAUUUUAAUUUGGUAUUUUUCUACUUCCUUUUAUGCAAGGGGCUAGAUUUUGCCUUGUAUUACAUCUUGAUUGUACAGCUUCCACCAAUCAUACAAAGAAAUCAUUAAUGAAUAUUAAUGUUCUGGGCAACUAACCAAUCAAAGGGCAAUACCUCUCAGUGAUACAGAUUAAAGAAUCCAUUUGAACACAGUGACAUUUUUACAAAAUUUUAUUAAAACAUUUAUAUGUGUGCUGCUUAAAAUUCAUGCUGCAUCCAUCAUUUUACAGGUAUGUAUAUUGUAUUUCGUAGAAUUCAAAUCAACAUGGUUAUCUUGCCUUUUUAAUGCACAAAAAAUUGCUGCCAAAAUGUACAUGUUUUAAAGUGGGUUAUGAACACGUAGGAAACUUUCCACCACAGAAAUGGUCCUUCGGCAGAAAGGCUCUUUGUUAAUAAUAUCCAUAGGCUGUUAUCUUAUGAAUAAGAAACACACUUGUCCUCUUGCAGGUUUUUAUACCCCCACAAACAAAGUUUAGGGGGUAUGUAGGAGUAAGCUUGUCGGUUGGUCCGUCCGUAGUAAGUGUCCGCUCUCUAAUUCAAGUUGUUUUCAUCCGAUCUUCACCAAACUUGUUCAGAUGUUGUAUCUUGAUGAUGUGUAGGUCAAGUUCGAAUAUGGGUCAUGCCAGGUCAAAAACUAGGUCAGGGGGUCAUUAAGUGGGUUUUAAACAUUUAGCAUGGUGUCCGCUCUCUAAUUCAAGUAGUUUUCAUCCCAUCUUCACCAAACUGGGUCGGAUGUUGUAUCUAGAUGAUGUUGAGGUCAAGUGUAAAUAUGGGUCAUGCCGGGUCAAAAACUAUGUCACAGGGUUACUUAGUGCGUUUUAAUCAUUCAGCAUGCAAAAUAUUCUGUGUCAAUGCGGCAUGUGGGGGUAUUCGUCACGUCUGUGACAAAGCUCUAGUUUUUUCAAAAAUAGGGCUUUGUAUUACACUUUGUGUAAAAUGUAAAAAGUAGGUCAAUAUUGCACUCCAGAGUUUUACAAGUGAUGCUAUUACAGUCAUGUACAUGCAUGCUUAUGCACUCUGACAAAACCUUUUUAGUCAAUGGUUGCUCAAGACCUGUAUCUACAUCAUGUGUUAGUGCUUUUAGGGUUGUAAUCAUUUCAUUGUUUAUCCUGAGUAAUUGCCUAGUGCAAUAGAGGUCUGUCAACGUUUUGAAUAUAUUGCAGAAAAAAGCGUGUUAAUUUUAACAAAGUCCAUGUUCAUGUAUAAUAUUAAUUCUUAUAAACAAAUAUAUUAAUAAUGUUAUAACCAAUUAUUAUAAUAUGAUGUAAUAAUAAUGACACAGUGUGUGUAACAAUAAUAAUAAUCAAGAAUAGUGUUAAUUAAACAAAUUAUGUAUUGUCAGCGGUUUGAAUAUCGUCUGAAUAUCUUGAUGUCAAUAAUAUUUUAUGACUGUACGGUAGCUGUUUUUGAUGUUCAUAGAUUUUGAGUGAAAUCUAAUCACACAUGGUUGUGAACUGUUAUAAGACGAUCACACAUUCCAUAGAAGGACAUAGGCAAGGCAAAUCAGGAUUCAAAACAACAUUAUGUCCGAAUUAUAUUAUCAUUGAUGAAAACAAACAUGCACAAUUGUCCAUGUUUACCAGUAUAUAUUGCAUGUUUGUCAAAAAAAUUGGUAAAUAAUUAAGGGGGGAAAAUAUUUUCAUGAAAUUGCUUUGUUGUUAAUUAUUUUUAAUCGGGAUGUGCAAUAAAUGUAUAUGUAUGUAUGUUUUGUAAUGAUGUUAUAUUUGAAAAUAUAGUGAGACAGGCAUAGUCAUGUUUUAUGAGAUGGAAUAGAAGAGUCUAAUUCAUACAAGGUACAUUUUAAAUGUUUGUAAAAUUGUGUUCUUAUUCAUACCCCAAUGUGCAAGUCAGGAAUGUUGGGCUUAUGUAUAUCUUUAAAAAGGAAUCAAAAUGGCUGCCCUGAUAUGUAGCAUAUAAAAUUCAGAGAAAAUAUGGGACAACAGUUUCAAUUUGUGUAUUUUUUCAAUCUCUUUUGAGCAUACCAGUGUGAUAAUAAUAUGGAAAAAGUUCUUCCAGUAAUGUAUAUGAUUCUUUUUAAAUGAGUAUUUCUUUUAUGGAUCACAGUCAUUUUGAUACUCUUUCCUUACAUGCCUGUACUUUGUUGCUUCAUAUUUGUAUGUUUAAUUGAUGCCUAAGUGAAAAAGGUAUUAACUUAUUGAAUAGCAUUCUACAAUAAAUUUGAUGUUAUGUAACAGUGUUUAAUGAAAGCAAGUUCAAUUAACUGACUGAAAUUCAACUUGCAAUUUUAAAUUCGAUUUUACUAUAUAGUAACAUUGCUUAAAGUAUAUUGAUUGAUAACUUGUGCCACAAAACUGCAAAUUCUUUCCUGCAUGGCAUGACAUUGUUCUGAAUAUUUAAGUUUCCAUUUGUGUAAGUAUUCAAUACUUUCUAUUUUUUAAAGCUAUAUUGACAUGCAUAUUUGAUAAAAAGAGAACACAUUGAAAGAAAUUUGGUUUUGUUUGUAGGAGGUACUCCCAGCAUUCAUAUUUGUUCAAUAUUUUAUUAUGAUGAGACCUCAAUUUAUUUUUAUUUUUUUUUAUUUUUUUUGGGGGGGGGAUAAUAUCAUUUGUAAGGUGUACAAUACUGAGUAAUGCAUUUGUGUUGCAAUAAAGCAACAUAUUGUCAAUAUUUUCCAAUGAUUUGUGUUUGUAUGUUUUGUUUUUGUUUGUUUUAACCAGACAGCAAUUAUUUAAUAUUUCUGCAUUUAUCUGCAUGAAGUUUUGUAACAAGCAAACAUUAUUUUCACAUAUCAGAAUGAAAAAUUACUUAUAGAUACUUAUGAUAUUGUAUCAAUGUAUAAAUGGAAAUGUUUAUGUUUGAUAAAUCAAAACAAUAUUGUAUAAUCAGUAUGUAUUUGUAUUAUUAUUUAUUCAUUCUGUUCUCAUAUUUCCUUAAGUACUCAUAAUAAAUUACUUGGAACACGUUUUGUCUACCCUUAAAUAAUUAUGCCUAGCUAGUCAUUUUUCUAUAAAAGUAAUGAUAAUAAUACUGUAUUUUUAUGUCCCCCAGUCUAUACUGGGGGACAUAUUGUUUUUGCCCUGUCUGUUUGUUGGUUUGUUUGCGUCAAACUUUAACAUUGGCCAUAACUUUAUCAAUAUUGAAGAUGGCAACUUGAUAUUUGGCAUGCAUGUGUAUCUCAUGGAGCUGCACAUUUUAGUGGUGAAAGGUCAAGGUCAUCCUUCAAGGUCAAAGGUCAAAUAUAUGGGGGGAACAUAGUGUUUCACAAACACAUCUUGUUUUCUCUAUCAUCACAGAGUUAUUUGUAUGCCCCCCCCCCCCCUUUGAAAAUGCGGUCAGUACAUUAGUGCGAAAUUUUCUGUCCCAGUCAUAACAGACAAAUAUUAAUGGAUUUUUUAAUAACUAAUUAAAACCAUUAUUAUCCCCCGCCAUAGACCGAGGGAUAUUGUUUUUGCGUUGUCCGUCCUUCCAUCUUUUCGUCCAUCCGGAGCCAUAUCUUGGAAAUGCUUUGGCGGAUUUCAUUGAAACUUGGUAUGAGUAUGUAUAUGGAUAAGAGGAUGAUGCACGCCAAAUGGCAUUGUACACCAUCAGUUAAUAACAGAGUUAUGGCCCUUUGUAUCUUGAAAAAAUGCUUUUUUUGUGUGUCCGGAGCCAUAUCUUGGAAGUGCUUUGGCAGAUUUCAUUGAAACUUGGUAUAAGUAUACAUAUUGAUUAGAGGAUGAUGCACGCCAAAUGGCAUUGUACACCAUCUGUUAAUAGCGGAGUUAUGGCCCUUUGCAUCUUGUAAAAAUGCUUUUUUGAGUGUCAAAUAUAAUACUUUUGUGUCCAGAAGCAUAAUGGGGGGGAUAUCAAUUCAAAGAAUUUGCUUGUUAAACCAUGUGCCUGGUUUAACAAUUCUGAAGGUCAAUCUCAUAGGUCAGCCUACAAUAACCUGGUCAUGUAUUGAUGGAUUCCAAAAUAACUUUGCACAAAUGCAAUCCAUCACUUGUCGUGUGUACCACAUUACUUUUAAAGUUCAAAGGUCAAAUUUGGUCAUACAACAGCUUAUCCUGACUGUGACGUUGUUCUUCACUGUGCAAUUUCAAAAUAACUUCAAUAAAAUAACUCCACAAAUGAAUACCAUGAGAAGACUUGAGUAUCAUGAGUAUUACCUGUCUCAUUACCUUAAAGGUCACUGUCAAACUUAGGCAGCAAAAGUUUGAGACAAAAGCGCAAAAUGGUGUAUCUGUGCCCUAUGGAAACAUGAUUUUUUUCUUAAAUGCAAAGAUUUGUCAAUCUGUUAUUUUGGUUAUUUUAAACCAAUUUGUUUACCUAUAAACUCAUAAAAAUAUUUAAAUGAUAUAUCUAGCCUUUUGUGUACCCUAAUUUGUAUUUGAAAUUAUAACAAUGUAAUUAUUUUUGUAAAAAAAUGUAGGUUGUUUGCAUAGAGGAAAAUGUUUUUAAGCAGUUUACCGCAAAAAACAAUGAUGCAUCUUGUAUUAGUUCUUAGCUACAUUAAAGCGAAAUGCAUGUAUCAGUGAAGCCUUAUGCAAACCAUGUUCAUUUGCUCUUUGAAAAUCUGGCUCCCGAGUUUCCUUUUGUUGGUACACCAUCUCUGAUUUGAUGUGCAAUACUUUAGAUUUUUAUGCUUCCCCAAAAUUUAUUUUGGGGGUGAGCAUAUAGUCGCCGCUUCGUCUGUCUCUGUGUGUGUGUGUGUGUUUGUCCAUCCGUGCACAAUAAUGUCAGGGCUAUUUCUCAGCAACUACCGGUAAUGACCGGAAUUCAAUGAAACUUUAUGGGAAGCUUCACUACCAAGAGGAGAUGUGCAUAUUAUCAGCCGGUUCUGGUCGGAUGAUUUUUCACAGAGUUAUGAACCUUUGAAAUUUUCCAUUAACUGUACAUAUAGUGCAAUUCUUGUCCGGGCUAUUUCUCAGCAACUAAUGACCGGAAUUCAAUGAAACUUUAUGGGAAGCUUCACUACCAAGAGGAGAUGUGCAUAUCAUCAGUCAGUUCUGGUCGGAUGAUUUAUCACAGAGUUAUGGCCCUUUGAAAUUUUCCAUUGUACAUAUAGUGCAAUUCUUGUCCGAACUAUUUCUCAGCAACUUAUUACAGGAAUUCAAUGAAACUUUAUGGGAAGCUUCACUACCAACAGGAGAUGUGCGUAUUAUCAGCCGGUUAUGGUCGGAUGAUUUAUCACAGAAUUAUGGCUCUUUGAAAUUUUCUUAUAACUGUACAUAUAGUGCAGUUCUUCUCUGGGCUAUUUCUCCCCAACUACUGACUGGAUUUCAAUGAAGCUUUAUGGGAAGCUUAACUACCUUGAGGAGAUGUGCAUGUUAUUUGUGGGUUCUGGUUACAUGAUUUAUUUAGAGAGUUAUGGCCCUUUGAAAUGUUUAAGUUGCUUAACCAUCCAUCGUAUUAUUUUGUCCAAAGUUAUGCCCCUCAAGACGUUUCCUUUUAUCUGAAUAUAUAGUGCAAUAUUGUGACAAAAAAAACUUUGGGGAGCAUCACCCGUCUCCGACAGUUUCUUGUUUUAAUUGGAUGUCUUAUUCUCUUUCACAUUAAAAGCAGCAGUGUGCAGUUUGGUUGUCCUUUGUGUUGUCUCAAAAUUGUAUAGUUUGUUAGCUGCAUUAUAAGGAUGCCUAGAUGCCAAUGGGUGUUUUUGGAAAUGUUCCAUUGGUGCAAAAAUAUCAAGAGUGGGACUAAAAAAUGAGUCUUCUUCUGGCAAAAUGGUUGUAGUUUUUGUGCAAUAAUCAACAUGGUUUUCUUUGAGCUCAAAACAUGGGCAUGGCUAAUCCCCCAAGAUUUGACACUCACAUAGCCUGAUCUCAUUGUGACCUUCACAUUGACUUACCUUUGGGCUUUGACUAAUUUAGAAUUCUGUUUUGUCUAACAUCAAUACCUCUUACUAGAAAUCUUUGAACCUUUGAUUACAUGGAUGUAAACUAUAAAUACUCUCAACACAACUACAUUCCUUGACCUCAGUUUGACCUUGAAUUUGACCUUUUGGACAAAGACCGGUAAAUGACUUGUAAAACAUGGGACACAACAAAGUUACCAAGACUGGUAUUUGGAGUCGUGCAUCUUAGCAAAUACCAAAUACUGAUAUACUAUAAGGGGCAAGAUUAUCUUCUGUCAUUAUUAACAAAUAAACUACACCCACCACCUCAAUAUAGAACUGUUUGUGUGUUAGAAAGUUGUGGCGAGGCUUGACCUAUUUCAUUUUACGUCUUUGGUAAUGAAAGAAACUAUGUAUGAAAUUCACAUUAUUAUACAUAACCAUGUUGUCUGCAUUCUGUGGCUUGUUUUUCUUAAUCAAAGAUAAAAGAAUCAGGAAUGUUUGUAUAUAUGUAUACAAAUCCAUUAUUAACUGUUUAAAUUAGUUCAUUCAAAGUUAUAUGUUACAUAAAAAUAUAUAUUUCUAAAAUAUAAAUUCUUGACACCGUAAAUCAAAUACCUUAAGGUAUAGCUAUUUCAUCUUGAAGUGAAACCAUCACUUAUAGAAGCAUUAUUUCAUGCUGUAAUUAUAUCCUUUAUUUAUCCUACAUGUGUAUGUGCAUUUAUUAAAUCUGUAAUAAAACCAAUGAUGGUAUUUGCAGUGGAAUUCUCUCAAUAAUGUAACUCUAUUCCAUUUCCAGUAUGAUAUGUUCAAGCUAUGUUAUAUUCAAGCAUGAAAGUUGUUUUUUAGGUAGAGAUAAAGUAAGGCACUUUAACACAUUUAAUUUAUUGAUUUAAUUCAAUUAGUUUUAAAGGGAUCCAAAUCAAUCAACCCACAUGCAUAUAUUUCUUCCCCAACGUGUAUGAUGGCAUUCAGUUAUCUUUAUCAGGUAGAUUAUUUAUUACCUCUUGUAUGUUUGUACUUUGUGCUAGAGGUUAAGAGAAAGCAAAUGAACUGAAAUUUAGUGUCCACUGUAACUCACUUUUAUGUGUGAAAUUUCCUCACACCAUGUCAAUCAUGGUUGUAUUCAUUAAAAGAAUUGCAUAGAUGACUACUUAUGAGUGUAUGUAUCUGUUUUAACUUAAAAGUAAAAUAUGUUGAAAUGCUAUAAAUAAUUUCCAGUAAGAUAUGUUCCAUAAUUAUUUUGUUGGUUUGAAUGAGAUACUUGUGAUGUUAGUUAGUUGAAUGUAUGCAUGGAAUUGUUAACUAUUAUCAACUAUUGAUUGAUUUAAUUUUAUAGUUCAAGAAUAAAUUCAAUAUACACUACAA
Molecule: messenger RNA, 11089 nt
Organism: Dreissena polymorpha
Lineage: Eukaryota; Metazoa; Mollusca; Bivalvia; Myida; Dreissenidae
Product: F-BAR domain only protein 2-like
Exons: 27
Coding region: 126-2852 (908 amino acids)
Biological process (GO): clathrin coat assembly; clathrin-dependent endocytosis
Cellular component (GO): cytoplasm; clathrin-coated pit; clathrin-coated vesicle
Source: RefSeq, a predicted model, not a curated record